AUGAUGCCGGGAGCGUUUCAGAUGUCUCCCAGUUCAGCUGGUGUGCAGGCAGGACGAUGCCAUGGCAUUCCCCCGCCGCAGAUAAUCUACGAGAAGAAGCGAACAGCUCGGUGCUUUCCUGAUGUUGAGGAAUUUCUGAAGGAAGAGGUAGUAUCGUGCCGGCGGGUCUCUGUUCAAAGAACUUUCCUACACAUACAUCAAGAUGUUGGACCACCCAAGAAGAAGCAGAGGCAAAAGAAAGAGGCUGAAGCGGCUGAAGAUGGGCGAGUUGAGGUGCCUGCUUGGGAGGAAUACUUCAAGUCCAAUGGCUUCACAGACUGCCAGCUCAUCCAGACCUUUGUCUGGAAGCACAAAGAUCAGAAAGAUCAGAAAGAUCAGUUGAUCUUCGCCUGUGUUCCCUAUCCUUCACGACCUGAUGGUGCCCUUCUGGCAGAGGUGAUUCAACAACCUGCCAAAGAUCUGGUUCAAUGCAAACUGAAGGAGGUACAAAGCAUCACGAAGCGUCCUUUGUUUGUGUGCUUGCCCUUUGCUUUGCCGGAGGGAUCGCUGGUGGUUGCAGAUGAGCAGCUCCGUGUUCAAAGCAAAGAGUUGCUCUUCGACUGCGGCACUGUGGCGCUGUUCAUGAACGCCACUGAAUUCUGGAGGUCAGUGAAGCCAAGUGCGGGCAACAUUUGCAAAGCAUAGCGUUAGGCCACCGCGAGGCUCGUGAAGAUUCAGAAAGUCUGUUUUGGUUCGCGAAGUGAUUGGGCCCCCGGCUCGCUCCAAGAGCCUCGUCGACCUUGUGCGCACGAGUCAACCACUGGCACAUCUGGCACCUGAACACAUGACGACCUGCUUUGCUGACUAGACUUCGGCAGCUGAGACUCCCUGGGACUGUUGCCUCCAAAGAGAAUAGAUUGACAUGGUGUCAGGGAAGAAGUGCUGCGGAGCGAUUCAAUCACACCAUACAACUCCAAGCACUAGUGGUGCAGAGAUUUGAGAUCCUUCAAUUUGCUUCUGCCAAUAUUUAGCCAACCUGGUCAUUCUUGAUUUCUGCAAGAGAGAUGAGUCGUUUGCGGUGACAAAAA
This is a messenger RNA of Cladocopium goreaui, 1067 nucleotides long. NCBI's taxonomy places the organism in Eukaryota, Dinophyceae, Suessiales, Symbiodiniaceae. The record is from the annotation of a GenBank genome assembly.